This is a messenger RNA of Scleropages formosus (Asian bonytongue), 1788 nucleotides long. Its product is annotated as protein ANKUB1-like. Lineage: Eukaryota; Metazoa; Chordata; Actinopteri; Osteoglossiformes; Osteoglossidae. The record is from RefSeq and is a predicted model, not a curated record. The transcript is spliced from 6 exons. Gene Ontology annotation, molecular function: protein binding. The coding region runs from base 134 to 1708 and encodes 524 amino acids.
UUCCAGGAGGGUGUGUCCGCCCGCGUGCGUGAAUGCGAUUGUUUCUGCCAUAUUCACUUUUAAUUCUCUAAUCUACUGGGAAAUUGUCCACCCCAGGACUCUCACCUUUGCAAAUCUGGUGCAGACGACUGAGAUGAGGAUUUUUGUUGUCUUCGAAGGCUCUUGUGAGUCCCUUGAUGCUUCCCAAGACCAAGAAGUCGGGACACUAAAGCUCACGAUCAAGGACCACUUUCAUAUUGAGAUAUUGGAUGACAAGCAGGUGCAGCGCUUUCUGGAGCUGAAGUAUGCUGGGGCCACCCUGCAGGACAACUGGGCCCUUGGUGACAUUGGCAUCACCCCUGGCAGUACCAUCCGUUGUGUAUUAAAGGAGGAGAUGCAGCCCAUUCUGCGCGUGUACUGUGCUGUGAGAAAGGAGACGCUGCCUGUGAUGGGGGAGGUCUUCCUCUUGAACAGCUCCGUCUCCCAGUUGAAGUCGAUGGUAUCCCUGCAAAGCGGCUUCCCAGUCAGUGCGUUUAGACUGACCACCCCGAGUGGCCUGGAGCUCUACAACUGCAACCAACUGAAUGACUAUGCAAUUCACGUAGGAGACACCCUUCGCCUUGACGUCUGGGACGGCUGGACGGAGUUCCUCAAAGGCUGUCUGCUCGGUCACAAACAAACUGUCCAGCGCUACUUGGCUGAGGAGGAGCUGGUGCUCAGAUUCCAGCAGCGGGUGGCUCUGUAUGUGUCCGCUUUCUUCGGCCACCUGGAUCUGGCCAGCUGGCUGCUUGGAAAGGGUGUGCGGGCAGAUGAACCCGUGGGAGCGCACCCCUACCGAGAGUGGUGCUGGGAAACCGAGCACCCGGAGCUCGCUAAGUGCCCCAUUCAUGCUGCUGCAGAAGCAGGCCAGCUCCUAAUCCUUAAGAUCUUCAUCAGCAGUAAUGUCUUCAGUCUGGACUGUCGGGAUCCCCGUGGCUGCAGCCCACUGCAGCUCACCUUGCAGCACCGGCACAGGGAAUGUGUCCGCUACCUUGUCACCAAGCUCUGGUCCAUGGUCUGUUUCCCAGGCUUGGCGUUCCCUACAUGGGUGUAUAUCCAGAUUAAGCGCUGGAUGAACAAAGCCCAGAGGAAGGCCUCCAGCACUCAAAACAAUGUCCUCCGAGUGCCAUUCAGAACCCAAGUUGGAGAUACCGUCCACGUCGAUGGAUUCAGUGCGCCGAUCAUGACCUCCAAGCUCAGGAGCAAAGUGACAAAGGAGGAGAUCACAGUGACAAGCCACACGAUUCAAGAUUUGGCAACAGCCAAACAUACAGGUUACGGCUCUCUUGCUCUCAAUAAGACGGCUUCCCAAGAUGCACGGGUGCACCUGCCUCCGCUGUAUCCUGUGGUAAAGAAUGGUGGCAAGGGUGAGCAGAGAAGCACGAAAAAGCAGACAGCCCCAUCAAGCAGGAGUCACGAUCAGAACAAGAAUGCAUGGCAGGGAAGGAUCCUGCUUCCGCCCAUCUCCCAGAAUGUAAACCCCCGGCCGCGGUUCAUUUACAACUCUCCCAGCACCUCCCUCAUCCUCAGCUCCUCUAUAGAGUCCUUCUCGAAUUGUACAGGUCGCACCCCCAGAGAAAAUGCCAUCUACUGUUUAUCUCUAGCCAGCGCUUUCACGGAGAAGCCCUGGUUACAGCAGCUGGGAAUGGCCCGCACACUGGUCAGGAGGACUGUGAAGAAUGCAGCAUAGAGAUGCAGGGCCGCUGGGUUCCUGACCCUCUGCAGUGUUAUAUUCCACAGUGUUACGCUCUGCUGUACCUGGAUUCAUCA